UGCGCACUCCGCCACCAGACUGUACGACCUCGUCAUCUCACUCGGAGUCGGACUCGCUUCUCGACUGCGUUACACUACGAUCCUGAGAUGAUGGGGCCUGCAGCCCUAUAUGCUACGAUCACAGCCUCGAUGCCGGGCGAGGUUGAAGAUGGACCAGCCGUUAUGGAUCCCCUUGGUCGUGUCGACUUGCCUCAAAUUCAGCACGAGAGACAUCAUGACGUUGGUCGGGCACCACAUUUUGGAACGUGGAUGCAUUCAUCAGACAGUGCAACACACCCCUUUGCCAGUUGUCUUUUCGACCAACAUGUGAAGCUGAAUGGAAUAGUGACCGGACCCAAAGCAUUCUUUCCCCCAUUUGUGUGUCCUUCGUUAUUCUCGAAUGAGAACAGAGGAUUCCGUUUGAGACUCUGCAUCGCUUCGUUCCUGGUUCCUGGCCGCGGUAACCACCGUUUGCUUUCCCGGAGCGGGAUGCUGCAGCUUCCGGGCGACCCGCGGACCCGCGCCCUGCUUGGGAGAGGAGAUUUGAUAGAUCUCGGUGCUUCGGUUUGGGGUUUCCUCCUUUUUUUCUUUGGUCUUUGGUCGUACCUCGCCUUCGGCUCGAGUGCCAUGUAGGGUAAGGGUGAAGGAGGCUUCCUACAGCUUCUCAAACGGUGUUGUCUGGUAGGGUCGAGGUGAUGCCGUAGCUUGUGGUUUGGUGCCCGACGUAGGCAAACUGUACUGACGUUGGUAUGUUUGACAAUGAUGUGUUUCCAAGACAGGGGAAACUACAAAUACGUGCUCGUGCUCUUGUGGUCGGUAUUUCUCAGGUGUGCUUUAGAUCUUUUGGAUCUUGUUAU
Molecule: messenger RNA, 836 nt
Organism: Colletotrichum phormii
Lineage: Eukaryota; Fungi; Ascomycota; Sordariomycetes; Glomerellales; Glomerellaceae
Exons: 1
Coding region: 88-612 (174 amino acids)
Source: RefSeq, a predicted model, not a curated record